AUGACCAUUGCGCAAGCUGAGCACUUAGAGUGGAAGGAGGAAUAUGAUAAUCUGCUUGCAAAUCUCAGCGAAUCGGCCGACACGAAUACUGCCCCGUGGGAGCUUCUACGGGAAAUAAUAAAGUACAAAGUGUCAGAUAAUGUUAGGCCGGACCUAGGGACCCCUCCACCUCCAGCCACAGCUCAGAACCCGCCGGAUACUGUACCGGACUAUGUGGAACGGAUAGGAAGAGCUCUGGAUGGUUUUGAAAGAACACCGUUCACAAUUCAGAGGCUAUGCGAGCUGGUAACGAGACCGUCGGAGGGGUAUGGUACUGUCUGGAAGUACCUAAGGGCUUUGUUCAGUUUUCUCAACAGGAGAAAGUUUGCACGUUGGGAGGCUCUGUCCCAUAUACCCCGAAUGGCAACACAAAUGGCAAGUCCUUGCAUGUUCAAAUGGAGUGAUGUCAUGCUUUGCAUUGCCCCCAUGGACAUUUCGACCUCGACGGUAACGCUUGCUGUUUCGGAACCUGCGGUUUCUGCGGAACCGGCAUCCCAAGAAGUAGAAGCAGAGCCUGUCACAAACGGCGUUACAAAUGGAAUUGGGAACGAGGGUCCGAUUUCUGCAUCGUCAGCAAUACCGAUGGAUAUCGUGGAUUGA
Fimicolochytrium jonesii is the source of this 639-nucleotide messenger RNA. RefSeq lists its product as uncharacterized. Gene Ontology annotation, cellular component: protein phosphatase 4 complex; nucleus; cytoplasm. The record is from RefSeq and is a predicted model, not a curated record. Gene Ontology annotation, molecular function: protein phosphatase regulator activity. The transcript has 5 exons. NCBI's taxonomy places the organism in Eukaryota, Fungi, Chytridiomycota, Chytridiomycetes, Spizellomycetales, Powellomycetaceae. Gene Ontology annotation, biological process: protein dephosphorylation. The coding region runs from base 1 to 639 and encodes 212 amino acids.